UCGCAUCGCGUCUGGUUCGGAUGAUGACACUGUGAGGUUGUGGGAUGCAGCGACAGGAGAGCCAUUGGGUAAUCCCUUGUGGGGGCACACUGGAAUGGUUACCUCAGUCUCGUUCUCACCGGAUGGUACUCGCAUCGCGUUUGGUUCAUCGGAUAACUUUGUGUGGCUAUGGGAUGCAGCUACGGGACAGCCAUUGGGUGAGCCCUUACAGGGGCACACUGCAAUGGUUUUGUCAGUCUCGUUCUCACCGGAUGGUACUCGCAUUGCAUCUGGUUCAUCGGAUAACACUGUUCGGGUGUGGAGUGCAGUGAAAGUGCAACCAUCCCCCGAGUCAGGAGAGCCAGAUCCCUCCGCAUCUUCGCUGCAUCAAAGCACUGCACCUCCCACCCAAGAAAGCCGUUUCAUGCCAACCAACACUUGUAAUGAUCGCCUCAUUUCCUUCUCUUCCAACCUGGAACACGCUCUACCCGACCCCGCUGAUUUGCUUGAACCCACCUCUCAUUGUGAUUCUAACUCAACCUCCGUCUCGCUGCAAGCUGAUGGAUGGAUGAUGGGACCCAAUCACCGGCUCCUUUUCUGGGUACCUCCCGCUUCCCGACAUGGAUUACAUACUCCUUGGACUGUAUUCGUGAUACCCAGAGGAUAUCCUGAGCUUGAUUUGAGCCGCAUGGCACAUGGAACACGCUGGUCGAGUUGCCGAGAUACUUCCACGUAAUGAUGAAUUUAUUGCUGCAACAUCGAGCGUACCACUUGAUCC
Suillus plorans is the source of this 757-nucleotide messenger RNA. RefSeq lists its product as uncharacterized. The record is from RefSeq and is a predicted model, not a curated record. Bases 95 to 715 code for a protein of 206 amino acids. NCBI's taxonomy places the organism in Eukaryota, Fungi, Basidiomycota, Agaricomycetes, Boletales, Suillaceae. The transcript is spliced from 3 exons. Gene Ontology annotation, molecular function: protein binding.